AUGAAGCUUGAAGUGUCCACACUGGUGAUGGCCUGGCUUGGACUCCUGGGCUGCACAUGGGCUGAAUUUUUUACAUUUCUGACUGGCCCUUCUCUCCAUGCAGGGCACAUGACUAGCUUGAUUCAUGUGGAAAAACAACUGGUUCAGGCUCUGAAAGAAUAUAUCCUUUUGAAUGAAGCCAAACUCUCUAUGAUUAAAAGCUGGGUUGAGAAAAGAGAUGCACUGAACCUUGUAAUCCCUGAAGAUGAGGAAGGCUUGAGCAUGGCAGUGAGUAUGUACAAGAUGCUGAGGCAUCUAAAUAAGGAUUGGUCAGUAGUGAAGAGCUUUGUUCUCCAGAACCCAUCCACUGAAUUUUCUGCCAGGCUCACUUCAUGGCGCAAGCAUUUCCCUACAGAAGAGGAUGAGAUUGGGGCUGCCAGGGCCCUUCUGCGUCUUCAGCACAUAUACAAGUUGGAUCUGAAGGCUCUUUCCAAGGGGGCCCUGCCAGGGACCAGGUAUCGCACAACCCUGAGUGUUGGUGAUUGCUUCAAGCUGGGCCAGACAGCCCACAGCAUCAGGGACUUUCACCACUCAGUGCUUUGGAUGCAACAGACACUGAAACAACUGAAUGCAGGGGAGCACAGCACUAUCUCUAAGGUCCAGGUUUUGAAUUAUCUUAGUAGUGCCAGCUUCCAGCUUAGAGACCUGCAUAGGGCUGUGGACUUCACCCAUCAAUUGCUUUCUCUUGACUCCUCUCAUGAACAAGCCCGGUUGAAUCUGCCAUGCUAUGUGAGGUUGUUGGAGGAAGAAAGGACAGGAAAGCUUGGGAACAGGGCAUCAGAGACCAACUCAGAGACAGUGAUCAGUGCCCAUGAGGAUUCUCUGAACCAUCUGCCCACCUGGGAGGUCUUUGAGGGCCUCUGCCGUGGAGAGGGUGUCAAACUCACACCACAGAAGCGGAAGAUGCUUUUCUGUAGAUAUCACCAUGGUAACAGGACUCCACAGCUGCUCAUUGCCCCCUUCAAAGAGGAGGACGAGUGGGAUAGCCCGCACAUUGUUAGGUACUACAAUGUCAUAUCAGACGAAGAAAUCGAGAGGAUCAAGGAGAUUGCGAAACCAAAGAUGGAACGAUCCAAUAUCUUUGAUGUCACCACAUCUUCCACCCAUGCAUCAAUAAGCAGAAUCAGUAAAAGUGCAUUUCUGAUAGAAGAGGAAGACCCUGUAAUUGGUCAAGUGAAUCGAAGGAUUAAAUUCAUCACCGGGCUGUCAGAUAAAACAGCGGAACUUCUCCAGGUUGCUAGUUAUGGUAUUGGAGGACUCUAUGGACCUAAUUUGGAUUAUUUUUUGGGACUUGAACAAUCCUUUGAAACUGAUGAGUCAGGGAACCGUGUGGCCACAUUCUUGAACUACAUGAGUGAUGUAGAAGCUGGUGGUGCCACUGUCUUUCCAGAACUGGGGGUUAUCAUUUCGCCUAAGAAGGGGACAGCGUUGUUUUGGUACAAUCUUCUGCGGAGUGGGAAAGGCAACCACCUAACAAGACAUGGUUCUUGCCCCGUGCUUGUUGGCUGCAAAUGGGUCUCCAAUAAGUGGUUCCAUGAACGAGGACAGGAAUUCUUGAGGCCUUGUGGACCAACAGAAGUUGACUGACAUCUUUUGCCGCCUUCCUCUUCCUGGUCCCUCAGCCCAUGUUGUCAGGCGAGUGUGACUUUGUGAGUUCCAGCCCCAGUCAGGCAAGAAUUUCAGAAGUCACUGUUUCUCUGGAGCAGAGAGAAGGCAGACUAGGGAAGUUCCUGGGCGAGCUGCUCCCUUGCUGAUCUGGCAACCUCUUUGGCUAAUCUGUGCCAUCUGUGUAUCUGGAGGACAGGGUUGUAGUGGCUUCAGUGAGGUCGAGCUUUCUACUGCCUAUU
Molecule: messenger RNA, 1886 nt
Organism: Choloepus didactylus (southern two-toed sloth)
Lineage: Eukaryota; Metazoa; Chordata; Mammalia; Pilosa; Megalonychidae
Product: prolyl 4-hydroxylase subunit alpha-2-like
Exons: 14
Coding region: 1-1626 (541 amino acids)
Biological process (GO): peptidyl-proline hydroxylation to 4-hydroxy-L-proline
Cellular component (GO): endoplasmic reticulum
Molecular function (GO): iron ion binding; procollagen-proline 4-dioxygenase activity; L-ascorbic acid binding
Source: RefSeq, a predicted model, not a curated record